Molecule: messenger RNA, 375 nt
Organism: Volvox carteri f. nagariensis
Lineage: Eukaryota; Viridiplantae; Chlorophyta; Chlorophyceae; Chlamydomonadales; Volvocaceae
Exons: 1
Coding region: 1-375 (124 amino acids)
Source: RefSeq, a predicted model, not a curated record
AUGUUGGGACCUGCUGCUGAUACCGGGGCGAAGCCACUGAUUGAUCAGGCUGCUGGGAUCUACUCGCGUAAGGGUUAUACAGGCAUUAUUCACAAGUUGUUUUCUGACGUUAGCAAAAUUAAUUUGAAUCCAUACGGAGAGGAUGAUAACGAGGAGGUUGCGACGGACCCAGAGAUUGAAUUACUGGUACAAGCAACAUAUCCCGCUAGUGACGAUGAGGCUUUUAGUGACAGUGACUACGAGACCGACGUAGAACGAGAUACCGAUGAGUCGUGCGUGGAUGAGGAUUUUGAUGAGGAGGAGGAUGAGGAGGACGAGAAAGAGGAGCAGAAGGGAUGGGCGGCCGCGGCGGCCAAGGCGCUUGGCUUUCGCUGA